This is a messenger RNA of Carassius auratus (goldfish), 4047 nucleotides long. Its product is annotated as NACHT, LRR and PYD domains-containing protein 3. NCBI's taxonomy places the organism in Eukaryota, Metazoa, Chordata, Actinopteri, Cypriniformes, Cyprinidae. The record is from RefSeq and is a predicted model, not a curated record. The coding region runs from base 197 to 3283 and encodes 1028 amino acids. The transcript has 8 exons. Gene Ontology annotation, molecular function: protein binding.
UGACAGGAAAAAUAAAAUCAGGAGAGAAAAGCUGAGGUGAAAAAUUUAAAUAAUUUGUAAAUCAAUCAGUUUAAUUCUGCUAUGUAGAAGUAAAAUGGAUUUAUGAACUGAAUGGAGUUUGUGUUUGAUGAUUUUCAUCGUCGAGUCAGAGUCAGAGUUUGUUUAAAAAGAAGACAUUUAGUUACAUGUCUAUAAAAUGAGCCUCCACGAGAAAAGAGUGGAGGAGGAGGAUGUUCACACACAUAAAACAGCAUCUCCAGAACCCAGCUGUGUGUCUGUGAAGAGUCAUGCUUCAAUAGGAAUCCCCCUUAAUCUCAGUGAGGCAGCUGUGACUUCUGACCCUGACACUGCCUAUAAAAUGAGUGUCUAUGAGAAGAGCAAGGAGGAGGAUGUUCACACUUAUAAAAAAGCAUCUCCAGAACCCAGCAGUGUGUCUGUGAAGAGUGAUGCUUCAAUAGGAAUCCCCCUUAAUUUCAGUGAUGCAGCUGUGACCUCUGACCCUGAUUUCUGCAGAGUGAAGAGAGAUGAUGUGAUCAGAUCAGUGACGCCUCCUCUGACCUGCACUGACUCUGACAGUCAGAUCAUGAGACAGAGAGUUACAGACAAACACAAAACCAGCAUGAAGAACAAGUAUGAGAGAUUAUUUGAGGGAAUCAAACUAGAAGAGAAUCAAACCCUCCUGACCAGGAUCUACACACAACUCUACAUUAUAGAGGGAGAGAGUGAAGGAGUGAAUGAAGAACAUGAGGUUUUACAGAUGGAGAAAACACCCAGAACACAAGACACUGCAAUAUACUGCAAUGACAUCUUUAAACCCUUACAUGAACCAGGACGUGAAGAGAAAGACAAAAUCAAGACUGCUCUUACUAAAGGCAUCGCUGGAAUUGGAAAAACCGUCUCUGUGCAGAAGUUCAUUCUGGACUGGGCCGAGGGAAAAGCCAAUCAGGAUGUAGAUUUCAUGUUCGUGCUUCCAUUUCGAGAGCUGAACUUGAUUAAAGAUCAUCAGUACAGUCUUCACAGACUUCUGCUGGACUUUCAUCCUGAACUUCAAGAUCUAGACUCAGAGAUCUAUGAUAAAUGUAAAGUUGUGUUCAUCUUUGAUGGCCUGGAUGAAAGCAGAAUGACACUGAUGUUUUCAGAUAGACAGAAAGUUUGUGAUGUGAAUGAGUCUUCCUCAGUGGGUGUGUUGAUGUCAAACCUCAUCAGAGGAGAGCUGCUUCCCUCUGCUCUCAUCUGGAUCACCUCCAGACCAGCAGCAGCCAAUCAGAUCCCCUCAAAAUACAUCAACCGUGUGACAGAAAUUCAGGGAUUCAAUGAGCCUCAGAAGGAGGAAUAUUUCAGGAAGAGAAUCAGUGAUGAGCAUGAAGCCAGCAGAAUCAUCUCACACAUUAGAAGAUCAAGAAGCCUCCACAUCAUGUGUCACAUCCCUGUCUUCUGCUGGAUCUCAGCCACUGUGCUUCAAAACCUCCUGAAACAAGAUAACAGUGCAGAAAUCCCUCAAACUCUGACUGAAAUGUACAUCCACUUCCUGCGGACUCAGAUCAACAUGAAGAGUCAGAAGUAUGAUGAGAGAGAUCCGGAGAAACUCCUGAAGUCCAACAGAGACAUGAUAUUAAAACUUGCUCAACUGGCAUUCAAACAGCUGAUGAAGGGCAAUGUGAUGUUCUAUGAGGAGGACCUGAUUGAGAGCGGCAUAGAUGUCACUGAGGCCUCAGUGUAUUCUGGGAUUUGCACUGAGGUCUUUAAGGAGGAAUCUGUGAUUCAUCAGAGAAAAGUCUUCUGCUUCAUACACCGGAGCUUUCAGGAGUUUCUAGCUGCUUUCUUCCUGUAUUAUUCACAUGCAGUCAGGAGCAUGAAAACACUGAAAAUGUUUCUGAAAGGCUAUAAGUGGUACAGUCGAGAAAUCGAUCUGUUUCAGCUACUAGAAGGCACUAUUGAUAAAUCCUUACAGAGUGAAAAUGGACACCUGGAUCUUUUCCUACGGUUCCUACUGGGCAUCUCACUGGACUUCAGUCAGAGGCUUUUACAGGAUCUACUGACACACACAAUGAACAGCUCAGAGACCAUCAAGAGAAUUGCAAAGUACAUUAAAGAAACAAUAAAUGGUGAUAAAUGUAUCUCAUCUGACAAAUGCAUCAAUCUGUUCCUCUGUCUGCUGGAAAUGAAUGAUCAGACUCUGUACAGAGAGAUUCAGAAGUUUGUAAAAUCAGAGAAUCACUCAGCGAAUCAUCUUUCUCCUGGUCACUGCUCAACAAUCGCCUACAUGCUGCAGAUAUCAGAGAAGGUGCUGGAUGAGUUUGAUCUGAAGAAGUUCAAUACAUCUGAUGAGGGUAGAAGGAGACUGAUACCAGCUGUGGUGAACUGCAGAAAAGCACUACUUGCUUACUGUAAUCUCACUGAUCAGUGCUGUGAAAGUUUGUCUUCAUGUCUACAAUCAUCAGUCUCACUGAUAGAGCUAGACCUGAGUAACAAUGACCUGCAGGAUUCAGGAGUGAAGCUGCUCUCUGAUGGACUGAAGAGUUCACACUGUCAACUCAACAUACUGAGAUUAUCUGGCUGUAUGGUGACAGAGGAAGGCUGUGGUUUUCUGGCUUCAGCUCUGAGUUCAAACCCCUCACACCUGAGAGAGUUGGAUCUGAGCUACAAUCACCCAGGACAAUCAUUAGUCAAGCUGCUCUCUGAUCCAAACUACAGACUGGACACACUCAAUGUGGAUCAUGCAGGAGACUUCAGGAUUAGAACAGGAUUACAGAAAUAUGAAUGUGAUCUCACACUGGAUCCAAACACAGCCAACACUCGUCUAAUUCUGUCUGAAAGGAACAGAAAGGUGAAACUUGUGAUAGAGAAGCAGCCGUAUCCUGAUCAUCCAGAGAGAUUUGAUGAGUUUCAUCAGGUUCUGUGUAGAGAGAGUCUGACUGGACGCUGUUACUGGGAGGCUGAAUGGAGCGGAGAGGGGGUUAAUAUAUCAGUGACAUAUAAAGGAAUCAACAGGAAAGGACUGAGUGAGGACUGUAGUUUUGGAUACAAUAAAAAGUCCUGGAGUCUGAUCUGUUUUAAAGAGAGUUUAACUAUCAAAUACAAUAAUAAGAGCACAAUCUUAUCUGUCCCUUCAUUCUCUAACAGAGUAGGAGUGUAUCUGAACUGGUCGGCAGGCAUUCUGUCCUUCUACAGCGUCUCUGACACACACACACUCACACACUUACACACAUUCAACACCACAUUCACUGAACCCCUCUAUGCUGGAUUUGGGGUUUAUUUUGCCAGCUCAGUUUCUCUGUGUUAGAUUAAAAAUAACACUUUAAGAAACAAGAGUGAAAGUGAAAGAAAGCAUUAUGCACUAGACGGAUGUCAUCAACAUUUUCACUCACGUCAUUAGCAGUCUCUUGUGCAUGAGCGGCAUUCUGAGAACGUCAUUGGUUAGAGUAAAAAGAUGUUCAACUUUUGAAAACGUUUCAGGUAUGCAUGUCUUUUUUAUUUAACUGCCCUGCAUCUACUGUAGCUUUUUUUUUUUUUUUGUGAAUGUCCCAUGUGGAAGGUUCAAGCAUGUCAGGGACAUGUAAAGUGGAUUUACUUUAAUCUACUUUAAUCAUCAUUAAUUAACAAAUUAAUGAGGUAAAUAUAUGUAUCAAGUUGUAAACAUAUUAAUCUGUUGAUUAAGUGUGGUUUGUCUGUUACACCAUUUUUCUGGAGUUAUGUUUGAAAUGCAUAAGUGUGUCUUUCUUUUUCUUUCAGGAUAUGUUUCUUCUUUUCUUUUAAGUUUUGUAUACUACUGUACUACUGUUCAAAAGUCUGGGGUCACUAAGAUUGUUAUUUAUUUAUUUAAGCAAUCAAUAUUUUAUUUUACUCUGCAGCAAUGCAUUAAAUUGAUUAAAAGUGACAGUGGACUCAAUGCUCAGGAGAGUUUGAGAAUCUCAUAGUUGUAGAGCUUGAAUAGAUUCAAUGAUCAGCUUAUGCCUUGAGCUCAACAAUACUAUGGGUUGUUAUUUUAUCAUGUUACUCAAUACUCAAAGAAAUGUAUGAUUGAUAUUCAUCUCAUUUAUAUUUAUC